AUGCCGUCACAUUCAAGACGUGAUCCCGAAACACCACCACCGUAGGAAUCGCCACCACCGUCUCCGUUUGCACAUUUUUCUAAAAUUUCAGAUGGUUGACGGAACAAAAGAGCAGCCAAACGGCCGUCAGAGAUCUUCGGAAGUACAUUCGACUCUUGACCACAGUUGUCGAUAAAGCCGAUCGUGCCGGACGACGAAUUUCAGACGAGGGCGUUCGCGUGAGCUCGGAAAAUUCAAAUUUUCGGAAAAUUUUUGAGAAAUUCAGGUCAACAAGCAAAUAGAGAGAAUUGUGAAUGACGCGUUGGCCGCGCACGAUACUAUUCAGAAGCACGAGUUGACGGAACUGAAAAAAUGCGCUAAAAACGAAAUAAAACCCGCGGUGACUCCGUUGAAGAUGAAUACGAGCAAUGUGCCCAAGAAAAGAUCGUCGCAAGAAAUUCCAAAAAUACCACUCAAAAUGGUGAAAGUUGGGCACGAAACUCCACUCAAACCUCUUUUUCCAACCCUCCCAGAGGUUUAGUAUCUAUUUUCGUCACUUGAAAUGAUUUCCUUUUCCAGAUACUCUCGGAUUCCUUUGCUCCCGUAAUGUCGCCACGUCCGCAGCUGUACAGCCCGUCGCGAGUGCGCCUAUUGCCGGUCCGACCGGCCGGAGGCAUCAGAGGAAGCCAUUCGAUUCUCAGAAACCGCCACCGAUUCACUCUUCUUGGGAUGUUUCUCGGCGAGAAUUUGGCCGAAAACCGGAUGACCGUCGCCGGAGUUCUCACCAGAAUCGGGUUUCUCGCUAGAAUUGACUGUUUGUAUGUAUUAUUCCAGAGUUUUGGCGUUUUCGAGUGAAAUCCACAUUCCGCCGGAUCAGAAUACUGAUUCGUACUCCGCAAUCGAUACCGUCCAUCGGGUCACUUUUGCGUUGAAUGAAAGAUUGGCGACGAUGCUUCUGGAGAAGUUCGACGGCGACGAGUGCGAUCUCAAAAAGCAUCGACAGAAUGAGCUCUCGGAUUUCAAUGUUGGACAUAAAUAUAAUUCAUUGAAACAUUCAAUUUCCAGGGAAUGCUGCUGAUGCGAGAGCUGACUGAAUGGGAUGCUCUCCGGAUGGACACCGCCCGUGUUUCGCUUCCGAUAUUCAAAGAAGUCUACCAUCCGAUCGACGGAUUCGCUCUCGGAACCCAAUUCGAUCGGAUCAUUGUCUGGCAGGACCACGUGAAGAUGCAAGAGAUCACAAUUGAAGACCUCAUCCACAAAAAUACCCGUCUUUUCAUUCGAAUCCUCUACAAUUUGAACCCGAUCGGAAUGGAGGAGAUGCGAAGUUACGCGAUCGAUUUUAUGAAGCACCCACCUUCGAAUAACUCAUAA
Caenorhabditis sp. 36 PRJEB53466 is the source of this 1350-nucleotide messenger RNA. The record is from the annotation of a GenBank genome assembly. NCBI's taxonomy places the organism in Eukaryota, Metazoa, Nematoda, Chromadorea, Rhabditida, Rhabditidae.